This is a messenger RNA of Tricharina praecox, 751 nucleotides long. RefSeq lists its product as uncharacterized. Bases 214 to 495 code for a protein of 93 amino acids. Lineage: Eukaryota; Fungi; Ascomycota; Pezizomycetes; Pezizales; Pyronemataceae. The transcript has a single exon. The record is from RefSeq and is a predicted model, not a curated record.
CUUGGAACGUGCGGUGUAGACGCGGCGUUUAAAGCGGCUUCUCACUGGUGCUUGUGCUUGUGCUCGUACUCGUGAUCCCAGCCCAAAACAAGAAUGAUACAUCUUACAUUCCCCCUGGAAACAGCAACAAAAAUCACAACAAUCUUCAUCCUCCCUCCCCCCUUCUCCCACCACCUCGCAGAGUCGCAGUAACACGAAGAAAAAAAACAAAAAAUGGUCUUUUUCAUAUCCAGCAUCUACAGCUACCUCGCCAGCUUCUUCUCGGCGUCCCCCGCUCCCACUGCCGCCGCCCCCACUGCGUCCUCUACGAAUAACUCAAAACACACUUCCCGUCCCGCCCUCGACGGGCCAAGUCUGAGCACGCUCCCCCCCUACCCGCCUACGAGAGAAGAAGCUCUGUACCCACCGUGUCCGCUCGACGGAGAAACCGCCAUGUCGGCUAGUGUUGAGCAGCUGGUGAAGGAAGCCAAGAUGGUGGUGCCGAAGGAUGCUUGAACGGGGAGUCGGGGACGGGGCUUCUUUGCAUGGAGGUGUGGAGUGUCCAUUUUGAGGUUCCGCCGUUUGUUUCGUUCGAGCGAUUACUCUAGAUAUCAUGCGUGUUUUCCGUGCUCUGUUUUUUCUUUCUGUAUUCUUGCUGUACUGGUACUUGAGGUCGUCGUCGUCGUGCCCGUCAAAAUUUACACCCUGCUUCUCCCCCACACGUGAGCCGUGACGCACCCGUGUAACAUCACGCCGAAUGCGCGAAUCCGGG